Molecule: messenger RNA, 492 nt
Organism: Acanthosepion pharaonis
Lineage: Eukaryota; Metazoa; Mollusca; Cephalopoda; Sepiida; Sepiidae
Source: the annotation of a GenBank genome assembly
AUGCUUCUCUUUCUUCGUCUCUUUCUUCUUUCCCCUUUGAUUAAAAAAUUCUUCUUCUUCGAUUCAUUUAUUCCAGUUCCCCACUUUUAUCAUAUACUCUUUUUGUUGCUUCUUUCUCUUUACCAUAAGCAUUACCUUCUUCUUUCAAAUGCAUUCAUUUUCUAUUUACUCUCACACAACAAAAUUCAUUUCCCCCUUUUCUUCUUCCUUCAUUAUUUCUUUAAGUUUUUCUUUUUUGCCUGUUCCAGCUUUCCUCCCAUCUUGUCACAACUGCUUCCAGCUGAUUUUUUGGGUCCUACUCUCAAUUAUAAGCCUGUUCUUUUUCAGCUUUUCUUCCAUUCCUCCUGUCCCACUUCCUUCUCACUCUCAUUUGCAACCAUGUUUUCUUUUUGCUUCUCUUCCUAUUUUCAUCUGCUUCCCAUUCUUUAUCAUGCACCAGUCAGUGCAGUCAUUCUUUUCUAUAACCUUUUCUCCCCUUCCUGCUACUAUUAA